UACAUACAAGUGCUAAGUACAAAAUAAUCAUCCAUCAUUUGAAACGCAUGGGGUGUGGGCGUGGUUUAUCGCGCGAAAGCAUGGCAAUCUACUUCCUUACUGUAAAAAAAAACUUCCUUACUGUGUUAAAAGAGAUAGCUGGAACAGGCAACACGAAAUCAGAGGUCUAAAAGCAUUUAUAAAUAACAGGACACGUUUUAUUCUCUGCCCCGUGAAUUAUGCAUGCAACUGUACUAGCCAUCUAACAUUUGUUGGAAAAUCAGUUAAAAAUUUUCUCGUGCGCUCAAGCAAGUCCCCAGAUGACGAUCGCCUAGAAGUCUAGCGAACUUCUAGAAGACUUCCAGAGUGCAACUGACUUGGGUGGAAAAGAAUCAUUGAAUAACAGCGAUGGAGCAAAGAGAACCAUCAGAUUCAGAAAAGCAUGCAGAAUGUUCCCCACAAAACAGAACCUCAGAAACAUGGAAAAAGCUGAAUAUAAUGGAUGACUGGACGAGAGAGGAUGUCCGUCAAUGGCUCAUGAAGUUGAAAGUCCCUCAGAAGUAUGCUGAUAUGCUUUACAAUGAAGAUGUUUCAGGAGCCUCUAUCAUUUUCUUUGAUAAACAAGACUUCCUAGAUCUUGGUUUAAAGCAUGGACCUGCAGUUCAAAUCGUUAAAACUGUGGCCCUGUUCAACAAAUCCCCAGAAAUGUUUGACCACAGCGCCAUAAUUAAGGUCACUGAUGAAUCAGUAAGAACAUCUGCAAAACAGCAUUUUCAGCAAGAAAAAGCACCAGCUGAAAGUCCUACCAUUGCAUCUGCUGAAAUGGAGACAACAGCACACUUCAGCAUUGAAGAAAACAUGGGUGGUGAAUCAAGUGUACAGAGAUGGUCAGAUAACACACCCAAAUAUUCAAGCAAUGGAAGGGUGUCCAUCUAUGAUGCAUCAUCUUUACAAUCAAAGAAGGAUCUAUUGGAGGAACGGGAUGAUGGCAUGUACACAAAAGUUGAUGGGGCAAAUGGUGCACAAUCCCUGGCUUUACCUUUGACACAUUCCACAAAACAAACAAAUACUGUUGGGAAUGAGACCAAAGAACACCUGAGUAACUUUAUAAAGCACUCAGUGGACAAGUCAAAAAGAUCUGUAUUUUUUUGGUGUAAGCCUCGACCCUUUGAUGAAAGCAGCACAACAUUUGAAUACGUACAGCAUUAUAUACUUCCACCUGAGACUGGCCCAAGCAAUCUUAUUGACCCUGUGCAUGAGUACAAGCUCAUGGUAAACACAGAGAAUGCUUUAGAAAAGAAUGUAUUCAAAAAAUUCAGAGAUGAUACAUUUUGGUUUUCUGCAGCAUGUCUGAAUUCUCGAACAAAUGGAACUAUCCAUUUUGGUGUUGGAGAUGAGCCUCUGUACAAACAUGGACAAAUUAUUGGACUAGAAGUGCCAUAUCAGGACAAAUUUAUCAAUGAAUUUUAUAAUGGUCUGAAGGAGCACUUCAAAGAAAAUUGGAAUAUUGCAAUGGCAUGCAUUAGGCCCCCCAAGUUCAUUAAGGUAAAAUGUCCAGAUAACAAGGACAAGUGGGUUAUUGAGAUUGAUGUUGUCCCAACGUAUAAAUUAACCAUGCAUAAACUUUUUUACACUACAGUAGACAAGAAGAAAUUAGACAAGAAGAAAAAAUCAAAAUGCCUUUUUAUUCGUUCUGGUGCAAGCACCUUUAAUUAUUUACCCGAAAAUAAUCCUAAAAUUUUGAAGCAAAACAGUAAGACAUUGAUGCGUGAUUUGAAAUUAUGGGUUUCAUUUAGACAGUGGGCUGAAUUCCAUGGCCCUGUCCCAAAUGGCACACUUCAUUUGCACUGACAGUGUUUGUGCACAAGACUGUAGGGGAUCCUUGCGUAAAACUUCAAAUAAAUAGAAUAGUCCCAAAUAGACGCCUGUCUCCUAACACGCCUGGUGUGGCUGCAGGUUUGGGUCUAAUAAAACCCGUCAGUUCGUCCGCUUUUUUGGCGGAAGCCAAAGCAAAUUUUUGUCCCGCCAAAGCCUAUUUUGAUUGGUCAGUGAUGUAGAAUGGAGACUGCUACGCUAGACUGGCCGUGCGCACGCACUCUCACAUCUUCAAACCCUACCGCUGUCUUGCUCUCUCUAUCUCGCGCAUAUUAAUCAAAAUCAAUUGACACGAUAGUAAAAGGUCGG
This is a messenger RNA of Pimephales promelas (fathead minnow), 2163 nucleotides long. RefSeq names its product sterile alpha motif domain-containing protein 9-like. Gene Ontology annotation, cellular component: cytoplasm. The record is from RefSeq and is a predicted model, not a curated record. Gene Ontology annotation, molecular function: protein binding. Lineage: Eukaryota; Metazoa; Chordata; Actinopteri; Cypriniformes; Leuciscidae.